GAAUCAACACAACCAGCAAAAACACCUCGUGCGCCAAAAUUGCUUCUUUGUCCUGGACUCGGUUCUGAAGCCAGCUGCUGCUCGACGCUCACAUCAAUAGCGUCUGACGACUGUACGAGUGCGCGCGCGCGCCUGCCCGAGCUCGCGCGUCAGCAGAGGCUGAGUGCGGGCGGCUCCUCCAGACCAGAACCGGACCCGAGUCCGCAGAUAUGGGAACCUUCCGGCUGAGAUGAGUAUCUGCUCCUCGCGGUCUCUGGAAGUUGCGUAACUUUUCCCGACAGUCUCCAGUUUCUCGCGGUUUCAGGAAAAUGGUUACGUUUUCAGGGUUGGUCUUUUUGUGCUUGCUCCGAGCUGCGGUCCCUCAGGACCCUCGUGGACCCAGGCCCGUACCCCGGCCCGGCGACAGCCCGCAGCCGACCGUGCCUCCACUCGAACCCGAGCCCACGCCGAGACCUGAAGGUUGUGAGACUGGGACCGUUGACUGUCCCAUCAAGCUCUUCUUCACCAUUGACACCUCCGAGACCAUCGCCUUGCAGGAGUCCCCGCCCGGCGCCCUGGUGGAGGACGUGAAGGAGUUCACCAAGAUGUUCGUGGAGAGGCUUGCUGAUGAGGAGUACAUGGGCCGCAUCCAGAUCGUCUGGUCCAUAGGAGGCCUCCACUUCUCCCAGACUCAGGUGGUCUUUAGCCAGUUCACCACCAAGGAGAACUUCAUCAGGAGCCUCCGUGGGAUCCGAUAUCUGGGGAAAGGCACCUACAUCGACUGCGCCCUCAAAAACAUGACACACCAGCUGACCCGUCGCUUCACAGGGACGAAGGCCGUGCUCUUCUCUGUGGUCAUAACUGACGGACAUGUGACGGGGAAUCCAUGCGGGGGGAUCAAGGCGACGGCGGAGAGGGCCCGGGAGCAAGGCAUCCAUGUUUUCUCCGUGGCAGCGUCCAGAAACAUUGAUGAGUUAGGAAUGAGGGAGAUCGCCAACUCUCCCUAUGAGCUGUACCGCGACGACUACAUGGCCGUGGAGAUCGUCGAUGGGCGACCGAAGAUGAAGACUGAGUCGAUCGAUCGCAUCAUAAAAGCCAUGAAAUAUCAAGCCUAUUUACAGUGUUACUCACACAAAUGCCUUGAAAUGCCUGGAAUCCGAGGGCCGAAAGGAUUUCGAGGCCCAAAAGGUAUAAAAGGAGAAAGUGGGCCACUUGGACAAAAAGGUGAAAGGGGUGCACAGGGAGAUCCUGGCAUCGAAGGUCCAAUUGGACGACCUGGUUCAAAGGGAGAAAUCGGCCUAAAAGGUGAAAAGGGGGAAAUCGGAGAAAUUGGAGCAAAGGGAGGGGCAGGAGGAGCUGGCAGGAACGGAACCGACGGACAAAAGGGUAAACUGGGCCGAAUAGGAACUCCUGGUUGCAAAGGUGAAGCAGGUGACCAGGGACCACAUGGCUACCAAGGAGAAGUCGGGGACUCGGGGCCACCAGGUGAAAAAGGCACAAAGGGUGACCCUGGCCUCCCUGGGAAACCAGGCCGACCAGGUUCUGGGGGUGAUCCAGGAUCAAAGGGCGAAAGAGGACAUCCUGGAAAUCCAGGUCUCCCAGGAGUUAAAGGACUUGUGGGGCCUAAUGGUUUACCUGGACCCAAAGGCUGGGAGGGAAGGAGAGGGAACCCUGGAAGAAAGGGAACGCCAGGGCGUGAUGGGGUAAAAGGAGAUAAGGGAGAACGAGGGCCACAGGGAGGUAGAGGUCGGCCCGGAGAAGACGGACUCAAGGGCGCCAAGGGAGACCAGGGGCUGCCAGGACCAAGGGGUCAGCCAGGACAGUCAGGGGACCCAGGAGUAAAUGGCACCAAGGGAAAUCCUGGAGAACCUGGACCGAGGGGAAACUCUGGAUCCGUCGGACCAAAGGGAGACAUUGGAAGACAAGGAUUCAGCUAUCCAGGACCGAGGGGGCCCACGGGAGACAGAGGUGAUCCAGGCAGAAGAGGACCAAGGGGAGGCCGAGGGGAAUGUGGGGCCAAAGGAGAUCCUGGAGAAAAGGGUCAACCAGGAGGACCAGGGAAACCAGGCGAGCCAGGUCGACCAGGAGAGCGAGGACCUCAAGGAGAACCUGGAAGUGAUGGAAAGCAAGGACCCGUGGGCGAUCCUGGACUCACUGACUGUGAUGUCAUGACUUAUAUCAGGGAGACCUGUGGUUGUUGUGACUGCGAGAAGCUCUGUGGAGCUCUGGAUAUUGUAUUUGUGAUUGAUAGCUCAGAGAGUGUCGGCCUGACAAACUUCACCCUCGAAAAGAAUUUUGUUGUCAACACCAUCAACAGACUGGGAUCUAUGGCCAGCGACCCUGCAUCGACAACUGGCACCAGAGUUGGAGUCGUGCAGUACAGUCACAACGGGACCUUUGAGGCCAUACGUCUCGACGACCCCAACAUCAAUUCCAUGUCCGCCUUUAAAACGGCGGUGAAGAACCUGCAGUGGAUCGCCGGGGGCACCUACACGCCAUCGGCCCUCAAGUUCGCCUACGACAACCUCAUCAGGGACAGCAAGCGAGCCAGAGCGAGGGUGUCCGUGGUGGUGAUCACCGACGGCCGCUUCGACCCCCGCGACAACGAGGAUCUCCUCCAGUACAUGUGUGAGGACGACAGCGUGGUGGUGAACGCCAUCGGGGUCGGCGACAUGUUUAAAAAGGAGCAGGAUGACGAGAUUCUGGGCUCGAUAGCGUGCGGCAAGAAGGAACGUGUCACUGAGAUGAGGCGAUACGCUGACUUGGUUGCUGAGGAUUUCAUGGAGACAUUGGAGACCGUGCUUUGUCCAGAACCAGUGAUUGUCUGCCCCGACCUUCCCUGUAAGAGUGAGCCAGACGUAGCUCCGUGUGCCAACAGACCAGUGGAGUUGGUUUUUCUACUCGAUGGCUCAGAGCGCAUGGGAAUGAAGAACUUCCAGCACGCCCUGGAACUUGUGCAGAAGGUGGCAGACCGACUGGUACUGGCUCAGAGCAGGACAGAUUCAAUGCGAGCCCGCGUGGCACUGCUAGAGUUCGGGAAGGAGAGCGAGAACCGCGUGGCCUUCCCUCUGACGCACGACCCCGCUGUUAUUGCUGACGGUAUCGAGCGCUUGACUUAUCUGGAUUCUUCCUCCAGCGUGGGGCCUGCCAUCCUCCACGGCAUAGACAACAUCCUGAGUAAAGGAAACGUUCGGCAAACCAGGCGCAAUGCAGAGAUUUCGUUUGUCUUCAUCACGGACGGCAUCACUGACACUGAGAACCUGGACGAGGCGGUUAGCGCCAUGCGUGGAGCACAGGCGGUCUCCACAGUCAUCGCCCCAGGAAGUGAUGUUGACCAAGAAGUGUUAAUAAUGCUGGCCAUGGGUGACCAGGAAGCCAUUUUUAAAGGAAAAGACCUCUCUGAUCUGACCCGGUCCAGUUUAUUUGAACGUUUCAUCAAGUGGGUAUGUUAGAGAAACCCUGUGUGAAGAUGAAUGUGUUCUGGUGCUAACAUUAGCAUUUUAAUACAGGUUUAUUAUGACCUACUGCACUUUGCAAAACAUGUCACUGCACUCCUUUACUAUGAGGCUUUAAUGACUUAAGAUAAUAAACAUGCACUUUGAGAAUUUACAGAUAAAAGCAA
Betta splendens (Siamese fighting fish) is the source of this 3601-nucleotide messenger RNA. RefSeq names its product collagen alpha-2(VI) chain-like. The transcript has 28 exons. The record is from RefSeq and is a predicted model, not a curated record. Lineage: Eukaryota; Metazoa; Chordata; Actinopteri; Anabantiformes; Osphronemidae. Bases 309 to 3431 code for a protein of 1040 amino acids.